Molecule: messenger RNA, 813 nt
Organism: Cutaneotrichosporon cavernicola
Lineage: Eukaryota; Fungi; Basidiomycota; Tremellomycetes; Trichosporonales; Trichosporonaceae
Exons: 3
Coding region: 1-813 (270 amino acids)
Source: RefSeq, a predicted model, not a curated record
AUGUCCCUCCGUCCCGGCCUGCUCGCGAGCACAUCACGCGCCGCGAUCGUCCUCGCGCGCCCGGCGCCUCGCGCGUUCUCGACCUCCCCGUUCCGCGGAGCUAAGGAGGGGACGGUGCAGAACAUUGACAAGGAGCUCAAGAACCGCGAGCGGGUUAUGGCGUCGCUGCCUCGUGGGAUUGACGUUACUGCGCACUUUGAGUCGAUUAUUCUGGAACCCAUCGUCGACCCACCAACGUGGAUUCGUCUCGCGUGGGUCCUCAAGCCCUUCCAGUACUACCAGUACGCCAAGGCGCGCGCCCAGCGCCAGAUGGGUACUGCUCAGAUGGUGAACUCACUAGUCAAGGAGGGACUGGUGCCGUGGGUCAAGACCGGCUGGUUCAGCGGCGCCGGCAAGGCGAUGGAGGGCAUCAUGCCCGAGUUUGUGGAGCGCUACGAGGCCUUCAACCGCGCUCAGGCGUCCGCCGACGCCAAGGCUCUCUCCAACCUCGCAGCUGGUCCGGCACUGAAGAAGGCUCGGGUCGUCGCGAGCAAGAUGCAGCGCGCGAACGCGUCGUGGACCACUGAGACCGUACACAAGCCCCCCAAGCUCCAGUGGGUGCGGUAUGUGCCGCUCAUGGGUGCCGAUGGCCCGAAGCUCGCCCAGGUCUGCGUUACGUUCGACACGACGCAGGCACUGACCACUGGACCAAACGGGAAGCGGGAGACGAAGAGCCAGCGCGUGCGCGAGCAUGUUGUUUUCGAGCGUUCGAACGCGCCCAACUCGCCUUGGCGUGUUAAGAGCGUGCUCGAGACGACUUGGCCCACGAUUUAG